Messenger RNA from Ochlerotatus camptorhynchus, 648 nucleotides. RefSeq lists its product as uncharacterized. Lineage: Eukaryota; Metazoa; Arthropoda; Insecta; Diptera; Culicidae. The record is from RefSeq and is a predicted model, not a curated record. The transcript has a single exon. The coding region runs from base 1 to 648 and encodes 215 amino acids.
AUGUACGUGUCACUGACGUCCCGCCCGGAUCUGGCUGUUGCUGCAAAUUAUUUUAGCCAGUUUCAGGUUUGCCCCAACGAGAUCCACUGGGCCCACUUGCGCCGUGUAUUACGUUACAUAAAAGGAACGCUGGAUUUUGGGCUAGUCUACCGAGGAGACGAUGCUGGCCCAUUGCUCGAAGCAUAUUCCGAUGCCGACUGGGCGAAUGAAAUCACCGAUCGUCGGUCCGUGUCGGGUGCAGUGUUCAAGGUGUAUGGUGCUACCGUGAGCUGGAGUGCGAAAAAGCAAGCUACCGUAUCUCUCUCUUCUACGGAGGCCGAGCUAAUCGCACUAUGCGCGGCCACCUGCCAUGGUCAGUGGUUGGUCAGGAUUCUGGAAGAUCUCGGGUCUAAGCCCGUGGCCCCAAUCACUUACCAUGAGGACAACCAGUCCACAAUGAAGAUUGCCGCUAACCCGAAGGAUUCUGGGCGGCUGAAGCACUUGGACGUGAAGCAUUUUUUCGUCCGAGAACUGUUGGAGAGCAACCAGAUACGCAUCGAGUAUAUCCCUACGUUGAAGCAGCAAGCAGACAUACUGACGAAGAGUCUGCCAGGCCCUGCUUUCAGGAAGUUCCGUGAGUACCUUGGAUUGACCAGUAGCAGAGUUUGA